AUGUAUUCGUCUUUGCCGGUUUGUACAUUUACUAUCUAUCUAUCUAUCUAUCUAUCUAUCUGUCUAUCUAUCUAUCUAUCUAUUCUAUUCUAUUCUAUACCAGUGUUUCACAUCUAUCUAUCUAUCUAUCUAUCUAUCUAUCUAUCUAUCUGUCACAUUUAUUUCUCACUUUUCCAUGUGGAUUAUGAAUAUUUCCGAUGCAUUUAUCUAUGUCGAUUCUUUUUUAUAUUUAAUGCUCAUUUUUCCGUGUGGUUUAUCUAUAUUACUUAUGUAUUCGUCUUUUGCCGGUUUGUACAUUUACUAUCUAUCUAUCUAUCUAUCUAUCUAUCUAUCUAUUCUAUUCUAUUCUAUACCAGUGUUUCACAUCUAUCUAUCUAUCUAUCUAUCUAUCUAUCUAUCUAUCUAUCUAUCUGUCACAUUUAUUUCUCACUUUUCCAUGUGGAUUAUAUGAAUAUUUCCGAUGCAUUUAUCUAUGUCGAUUCAUUUUUUUCUAUCUAUGCGUAUAUCUAUCUAUCUUUCUAG
This is a messenger RNA of Acanthosepion pharaonis, 522 nucleotides long. The record is from the annotation of a GenBank genome assembly. Lineage: Eukaryota; Metazoa; Mollusca; Cephalopoda; Sepiida; Sepiidae.